Trypanosoma theileri is the source of this 528-nucleotide messenger RNA. RefSeq lists its product as uncharacterized. The transcript has a single exon. Lineage: Eukaryota; Euglenozoa; Kinetoplastea; Trypanosomatida; Trypanosomatidae. The record is from RefSeq and is a predicted model, not a curated record. The annotation marks the transcript as partial.
AUGAUCCUCGUGCGACGUCCUUUGUAUCUUAUGGUUGUGCUGUUAAGCGUGGCAUUUGUGGUGGCAGGUGAGGCACAACAAGAACCGGCUGAACUUGCUGAAGGUGCUGGAGUUAUUCCUGGUGUAGAUGGUUGUAAAACUCAGUCUACUGGUCCAGAGUGUCCUCGUGUCGGUAGUAACCCUGCAAUUCCUCUUGUUGAAUGUGCGGAGUCUCCUCAAAAGGAAGAUUGCACUCCCACUACUCUUACACCUACGGGUAAUUGCGAUGAGAAUUCUACAACUCAUUGUACACCAAAGGCAACGCAAGAAUUGGGCUCUGUUAAAGCAGGAGAAGAUGAGAGAAACAGAGAGCACGAACAUCACGCUGCCAACGGUACAAUUGAUCCUUCAAGUCCCAGGGGUUCUGUGUCUACGCUAUCAAAUAAGGAUAGGGCGGAAACAGGUCCCGAUGGUACUCUCGGUGAACAACCUCCUCGGGAUUCUCAACCUGGAAAAGAAACUGAACCUUUUCCUUCCCCUGCUGCACCU